This is a messenger RNA of Armigeres subalbatus, 887 nucleotides long. RefSeq lists its product as uncharacterized. Gene Ontology annotation, cellular component: membrane. NCBI's taxonomy places the organism in Eukaryota, Metazoa, Arthropoda, Insecta, Diptera, Culicidae. Bases 68 to 817 code for a protein of 249 amino acids. The record is from RefSeq and is a predicted model, not a curated record. The transcript is spliced from 2 exons.
CAGUUCCGGACCCCCGUGUUCACCUUCAUCCAAUUGGUGGAGCUGCUCCAGAGAUCAAGAAUCCAAAAUGCAACACUCAAAUGUGCGAUCGUCGUUGUUGGUGGCGUUGGUGCUUUUACUCGUGGGAGCGGCUUUACCCGUUGAUUCGCAAGAUAUUUUUAAAGACUGUGCCGGGGUGGAAAGUGAGUUCUACUGUUUCGGAUCGAAGAUUGUGCAAAACGGGCUCAAGCGAUUAUCUGGCGAGAAAUCACUAAAACUUUUUACGGGAGUGGAAGUGGUUGCUGCGUCCCCUCGGAAAGGCGAUGCUGAGGCAUACAGGUCAAUUAACGAGGUAGACUUCGACGAUACGAGCGUACUGGGCCGGAUUACUCGAUAUCUGACUAGCCAUGAGGUCAAGAUUAAUGUUGGUGAAAUAUUGCGGAAAAGUGAUAUCCCGAAUGUAAUUCAGACGAUGGUGAAAAAUGUCCAAGAAGAGAUGCGGGGCGAAAUGGAAGAAGCCCGCAAAAAGGACAAAGAUGGCCUUGGAAUGUUCCUGAUGAUGAAAGUGAUGAUUGCCAAAAUGAUGGGAACGCUCGGAUUCGGUGCCAUCACAGCACUAGCGUUCAAAGCACUCGGCGUCUCUACGAUGGCCCUGAUCCUGGCCGGCAUCAUUGGACUGAAGAAGCUCGCCGAAGGUGAUGGCGACCACAAGGGACGCCAGGUGAUCGACGCCAGCUACAAGGAGUACUACGACAGAGCAUCGGUAGAGAGGCGUCGCCGAUCGUCGAAUGCGCCUUACCGAGGGUGGGCCGAGGAGACGAAGGCACCCAUGAGUUAGAGAACGAAAGACUGUCUGGUUGAUUACCGGCUUGAUGUUUAUUUAAUAAAUUAUUUUUAUUUACCUUUCA